CGCUGCCGUUCGUGGCCUCAGCUGUCAAUCACCAGGUCCCAGCCGGUGAUUACUCGCCGGCACCCAGUGAUCGCUGAGUAUUGCCAAACAGGGGAGAGAACUGUAUGUAAACAAUACAAUUCUCUCCCCUGUCAGCUCCUGCACACUGCUUUGUAUGGCAUAGCAGAGCUAGUUGAAAGCACACACAGCACAGAAUGUGAAACAGCACACAGUUAACCCUUUGACUGCCCCACAUGUUAACCCCUUCUUGCCCAGUGCCAUUAGUACAGUGUCAGUGCUUUUUAUUAGCACUGAUCACUGCAUUGGUGUCACUGGGGAUGUCAGUGACACCAAGUCAGUUCCCCCCAGUGUCAAAAUGCCUGAUGCAGUCCCACAGUUGCUGA
Staurois parvus is the source of this 383-nucleotide messenger RNA. NCBI's taxonomy places the organism in Eukaryota, Metazoa, Chordata, Amphibia, Anura, Ranidae. The record is from the annotation of a GenBank genome assembly.